Glycine soja is the source of this 985-nucleotide messenger RNA. Its product is annotated as classical arabinogalactan protein 9. Bases 102 to 737 code for a protein of 211 amino acids. Gene Ontology annotation, cellular component: plasma membrane. Lineage: Eukaryota; Viridiplantae; Streptophyta; Magnoliopsida; Fabales; Fabaceae. The transcript is spliced from 2 exons. The record is from RefSeq and is a predicted model, not a curated record.
UGUUGAGAGACAUUUGAUGGAUGGGUCCGAAGCCAGGUGUUAUGAGUGUGAGUGGCUAUAUAACAUCGUCUUCAGCUAGCUGCGCAGGUUAAGCAGAGAAGAUGGAGACUCAUUUGGUUUUGUCGCUUGCUUUGAUCUUCACUGUAGUUGCCGGCGUUGGAGCCCAAGGCCCAUCCACCUCUCCCGUGCCUCCCACACCCCAGUCUUCACCACCUCCCAUCCAGUCUUCUCCGCCACCUGUUCCUUCCUCACCUCCUCCGGCUCAGUCUCCACCACCAGCUUCCACUCCCCCACCAGCCCCACUCAGCUCUCCUCCCCCUGCCUCCCCUCCUCCUUCAUCUCCACCACCCGCAUCUCCUCCCCCUGCCUCUCCUCCUCCGGCAUCUCCACCACCCGCAUCUCCUCCCCCUGCCUCCCCUCCUCCGGCAUCUCCUCCCCCAGCCACUCCUCCUCCUGCUUCUCCUCCUCCCUUUUCACCACCACCAGCAACUCCUCCACCAGCAACGCCUCCACCCGCAUUGACCCCUACGCCCCUUUCCUCUCCACCAGCCACUUCUCCAGCUCCAGCUCCUGCCAAGGUGGUUGCUCCUGCACUCUCUCCUUCCUUGGCUCCCGGCCCCAGCCUCUCCACCAUCUCUCCCUCUGGCGAUGAUAGUGGGGCUGAAAAGUUGUGGUCCUUUCAGAAGAUGAUUGGGAGCUUAGUAUUCGGAUGUGCUUUGCUGUCCUUGUUGUUCUAGAGAUCAUCGAUCUCUGUCUUCGGACUUGCAGAUUUUUCUGCCAAUUCAUGUUAUUUUUCUAUUUACCUUACCUUUAUAUAUUAUUAUUUUGUGGAUGUGAUCAUGGGAGUUUAUUAAUUACUGUAUUUGAAUUAUAUACGUACAUUGCUUGCAUUCUUGGGAGAUUUGAGGGGAGGUUUUGUAUUCGAGGACAGUUAUUUUGUAUGGCACUAUUAUUAGUGUAUCGAUCGUUGCAUUCUAGUAUUUAA